Nicrophorus vespilloides is the source of this 3307-nucleotide messenger RNA. RefSeq names its product protein phosphatase 1 regulatory subunit 12A (gene Mbs). Gene Ontology annotation, cellular component: cytoplasm. The record is from RefSeq and is a predicted model, not a curated record. The transcript has 20 exons. Bases 349 to 3222 code for a protein of 957 amino acids. NCBI's taxonomy places the organism in Eukaryota, Metazoa, Arthropoda, Insecta, Coleoptera, Silphidae. Gene Ontology annotation, molecular function: protein kinase binding; enzyme inhibitor activity; phosphatase regulator activity.
UCGUUGUUGUGUCGCUUGUGUAGACCGCACCCUCUGUCAAAAGGGGCACAAAAAAAGGAUCCUACAAUUUCGCUGCUGCCGUCUCGCCGAAUCGGUGGAACGAAAGAGAGAAGAGUGUGUGGUGUCUGAGCUGGCGUGAAUGUGUGCAAGCCGUAUACAUAUAUCCGUGUAUAUAUAGAUACAUACAUAUUCUCACUCACUCACUCACACUACAUACAUAUUUAUAUACGUGUGUAUGUGCGCUGGUCACUGUUUAUGUGUGUGUGUGUGUGUGUUAUAUUUGCAGUAAGAAGAGAGUGAAGUAAUGGUUGCAAGUGCGAGUAGUGCGGCGAGUCGUGCUUGUGCAACAUGUCUUUAGAGACGCGCUCGAGCACGGCCCUGUUCAAAAGGGCCGAGCAGUUGAGGCGCUGGGAGGAAUCGGAGACGAACCGCGAAGUGCCGAAGGACCGACAACCCAAGUCGCGGAAGAUCAAGUUCUCCUUGGGCUGCGUUUUCCUUGCAGCGUGCGCCGCGGGUGAAAAGGAAGACGUGCUCAAUCUAUUGGAUAAGGGGGCCGAUAUAAACACAGCGAACGUCGACGGAUUGACGGCGCUACACCAGGCAUGUAUAGACGACAAUUUGGAUAUGGUGGAGUUCCUUGUGGAGUAUGGAGCGGACGUGAAUCGUGGCGACAACGAAGGAUGGACUCCUCUCCACGCGACGGUGAGCUGCGGCUUCGUGUCGAUAGCCAAGUACCUGAUCGAGAAGGGUGCCAACGUGGCAGCCGUCAAUUGCGACGGAGACCUUGCCAUAGAUGUAGCCGACAUCGAGCAGAUGAAGAAGCUCAUACAAUCGGAGAUUGACGAGCAAGGUAUCGAUCCGGAGGAGGCUCGUAACGAAGAGAAGAGUUUGAUGCUGAAGGACGCCGAACAGUGGCUUGCCAACAAGAGUUCACUGGUCGACGAUCCGAACCCCAAGACCGGAGCUACACCUCUGCACGUGGCUGCUGCAAAAGGAUACCUCGAUGUGAUCAAGAUUGUGCUUCAAUGCGGAGCCGACGUCGAUAAGCAGGAUGUUGAUGGCUGGACUCCUCUACACGCGGCAGCCCAUUGGGGCCAACGAGAAGCAGCCCAAAUCUUGGUGGAGAACCACACCGACAUGGAAGCCAAAAACUAUGUGGCAUUCGAUGUGGCGGACGGGGAUAUGUACAAGUUCCUGGAAGAGCUCAAGCAGAAGCAGAACAAGGAGGAGGUGAUGAACCGCCGACAGGCGAAGAUGAAGCUGGAGGUUCUGGACAAGAACGCCGACAACGAAACGCCCAGCAAGGUUAAAAAGGUUGAGUUGGAAAUCGAGGGCGAGAAAAUCCACGCGGAUAUAGGCACUAUGGAAGUCUCUAGUGAAAGUGAGACUGAUUCAGAGAGCAGCGACGAAAGUAGUGAAACAGAAUCAGAGGACGACUCAGAUGUGAAGAAAAACAGAGCCAACGCAAUGUACGGGGUCAUCUCGAGAACUCCGAAAGUUGCGGAAAAAGAUGCUUCUCCGACUUCAACUCCGUCUCCACCGAAGGUCGACGUUACCGCCGAGGAUAACAAAAUUUGGCGAGUGCCAACAAUCCAGAAGGAUUCCACCCCAAUUAAAAGCAGCAACAGCUUCAAGAGCAAAGAUGCUAACAACGAGAACGAAGUGGUGCUCCGGAGGGCGAACAGUUUCCAAAACGAUCCAGCGUUCUACGCGCGAUAUAGGGAACUGCGCGCACGCAUCCAGGCAACUUCCUACCCUAACUAUAUCACUAACUCCUAUAUCAUACCGCCCUCUCCCAACAAGCGACAAGUCAGGUCGAGCAAGGAGGAGUCUCCGGUUGAGGUCGUCAGUCCUCCGCCGCCGCCACCCAAUGAGGCGAACAACGUCACCGUCAGUUCACCCGCCUCCAGUCCUCAGCCCAACAGUCAACCAGUCCGAAGUGGAGCGAAGUCACCGAUUAACUCGGUCCAGGAUCAACAAUCCUCAACUAACGGUGUCGCCACUCCCACGGCAACGCCCGCCAACAAUCGCCUCACUAUGAUUAAGAACUUCUUCAAGUCGUUCGUUCCUCCUGUCCGUGACGAGGAGAGCGAGACCCAGAGGAAGGCGCACGCGAAGAGGGUGAGAGAGACGAGGAGGUCUACGCAAGGCGUGACCUUGGAGGAAAUCAAAUCGGCCGAGCAGUUCGUGAAGAACAAGAACCAGACGACCGUCAACAAUAACAACAACGAGCAACAGCAGCCUAAUGGUGCUAACAACGGGGUUAUUGUGAGUGCUACGAUAACGACGGCGGCGCCCACCGUACCGACAAGGGACGCCAGCGCCGUUUCCGUAUCCGUUGCGGAAGCGACGGAGCCGCCCUCUGCGGCGCCGGUGGUGGCGGCUGUGGUGACCAUACCGACACAGCCGCCUCCUCCGCCCGCCCACGAGAGGCGGCCUUCCUGGAGGCUACAAGUUGACAAUGGCAAUAAGUUCAAGUUGGAGGAUGCGAACAAGGUGUCUGAAGCCCCGUCCACGCCGUCCUUCAUCAGGAGGCCCGCAAGCACUGGCGCUUCGGCGACGCGGCCCGCCUCCGCAACUUUGGACACUGCCGAGACGACGGUCACGUUGCCACUGCGUCGACCGAAAUCACUAGAUGAAAAAGAGCAAGACAAGGAGAACGAUGUUAGGAACGCCCAGGCCACGCUCGCCACCCAAGCCGCUAUCCAGCGCAGGAGAAGACCCAAGAGGAGGUCCACUGGAGUUGUGGCUUUCGACGACGUGGAAACGGAAAAGGAUAGUUCCGGUGGAGGCGAUUUCGAUGACAACGCUAAACAACAAAAUCAUCAAGAGAGUGGAAAUGAUAGGUCCAGCAGCCGAGCGUCCAGAAUAGGCAGCUCCAACGAUCUGAUACUUCGCGGCGAGAACGGCGAAAUCGACUACAAGAAACUGUACGAGCAGGCGAUCGUCGAUAACGACAGACUCAAGGACAAAUUGAGGAAAUCUGAUGAGGAUCUAAAGGAGACCAAACAGACAUUAGAAAAACUGACCACAGUUACUAGUAAAAAUUCGUUAUCAGAACUCGAGAAGAGGGAACGAAGGGCGAUGGAGAGGAAGCUGAGCGAAAUGGAGGAGGAGCUAAAGCAAUUGCAAAAAUUAAAAGCAGAGAACGAACGUCUGAGGGCCGAAAAUCGGGCCUUAACUCGCGUCGUCAGCAAACUAAGCAACUCUGCUGCGAAAUAGCAAAUGGAAGCGUACAGGAAGGAGAACACCCGGCUGAAGGAGGAGAACGGAGCUCUGAUCCGAGUAAUUAGCAAAUUAUCAAAAU